UUGACGCGUUGUCAACAUCAUUCGACCUUCAUGCAUGGUGUUAAAUUUUUAGAAAGCAUUCAAUUAUUAAUAAGGCUAAUGUGCCAAUAAAGUGGAAAAAAUGAAUAAAAUUUAUUUAAUUCGCUUGUAAAUGAAACUUUCACAAAAAUGACAACAUUAAAUGUAAUAAUAAAAGCAGUGGAGAAUUUAAAAAAUUUUCAAGAACAAGAAUCAGCUGAUUUGGAUUUUGGUGCCAGAAAAAAGGAGAAAAUAUCAAAUUGCAUAACUGUUGCUGAUGGAGUUUGUGUAUCGACAAUUAAAGUUGUUCCAAAAUUCACUCAUGUUCUCAGUCUUGCAAUCGAAACACUUUUAUCAUAUUGCGAUGAUAAUGAUUCUGACGUUCAAACUGUGGCAGAUGAAUGUCUCAACAAAAUUAUUAGGGCGAUGGCUGAUACGCAUAUCGUAAAAGUACAAAUUGAAUUAUAUCAAGAAAUAAAAAGAAAUAGAUCAGCACGAAGUUUAAGGGCUGCAUUAUGGCGUUUUGGAUUACUCAGUCAUAUGAUUCGAGCAGCAAGGGGAAAAGCAUAUGUUUCAAAUUUAAUUCCUUGCAUUGUUAACAUUAUAAAACGAAAAGAGGAAUCUGUCAUUGAAACAUUGGCUCAGUCAUUGCCAUUAAUUUUGAAAUCCUUGGGACCAUUUAUGACCGACAAAGAUGUUAAGAUUUUGUUAAAAGCAUUUUUUCCCAAUGUUUCAUCAACUGAAUCCACAUUAAGAAGAUCCGCUGCCAAUAUGAUAGUAACAACUUGUUUGAAUUGUCGUAAACCACAAAAUUUUUUAAGUUACGUCAUGGAUAAUCUUAUAGAAACAGCGGUAAGAGUGAUUGAAACCGAUAAAGAAUGUAUGACAACAGUUCUUGGUAUUUUCAAUUGUUUUCAAUUAAUGUUACCACAUAUGAAUGAACCAUUGGAAACUGAAUCUGAAAAUGCGCAUAGAUUGGAAAAUUUUCUACAAAUUUAUGAAUUAUGUUUACAUUACACAAAAUGGCAUUCAAAUCAUAAUGUCAUUAAUUCCGCAUUGGAGACACUUAUUAAACUUUUUCAAUCGCCUCAAAAGGAUUUUGUGUCAAUUUUAUUAUCAUCCGAUGGCAUUGGACAUAGUCGAAUUUUUCUCACUGAAAAUACAGGAAGACUAUCAUUGGGACAUAUGAGUCUCUCCACCACAACAGUAUCGGGAGGAACAUCUGAUGUUCCUUUAAAUUUAUUAGAUUUAGAUUUAUCCGAAAUGUCAGAUAUUACGCCAAAAGUACAAAAAUGGAUUGCUGAAUCGGAAAAUUCAUUGCCCGUUGUUCAUAGAUCACCAAAACAAGUUCCCAAUGAUUGUCUUGAAACAUCAACGAAAAUAUUGGACGAUUAUAAUAAUUUGAAAAUUGGAACAAUUGGAAAUGACGAAUUGGAUGAUGGAAGUGAUUUUGGAAGUGAAAUUGAAAAAUCGGAGAAAAUUUAUGAUUCAAGUGUAUUGAGUCAGCAUUCGAGGGAAGAGGAAUUUUUGGACGAUACAAUGACAUCGAUUGAUUCACCGCAAAGAAGUUUGGUGAAUGUUUCACUUCCUGAAUUUGAUAUUGGUAGACUUACACAAGCUGAUGUGCCAUUGAAAUAUUGUUGUCGUUAUUUAAUAUCAACAUUUCUAUUGACAAAUAAAGUCGGUCAGUUAAUACCCGAUAAAGUAUUUCGUGUGAGCGUUAAAUCCCUUGCACUUACAUGCAUUGCACAUAUUUUAAGGAUAUAUCCAAGUUUAUUAUUUUCAACGGUUGCCAGAACACCGACGGAUGAAUAUCAACAAACAAUUGCCGAUAUUUUACUAUUUGCAAAACAUUCCGAUCCCCAAUUGAGAGGAAAUGUAUCAAUGAUUAUUGGCUUCUUUUUAAAAGCAAUAUUAUCCGAAAAUUGUGGCACAUUUCAAAAUACGGAAGUAACAAAUUUUGAAAUUAAUAACAAAAGGCCGGAUUUUUUGGCAGAGUUGAUCAAUUUAUUAUUGAAGGGACUGGAGGAUGAAUCGGCAGUAACAUGUCGACAGACUUUAAUUGCUCUGAAAAUUUGUUUGACUGAUCUUUUAGAAUCAGUGGAAAAUCAACGGGCAAUAGUGAUAUUAAAUUUGCUUCCGCAAAUUGUAAAUAAUCCCUAUUUUCUAGUUAGAGUAAAAUUAGCUGAAAUUUUAAGUGAACUGCCCUAUAUUACCAUAGAACACGCAACAAAUAGUACUCAAUUUCAAGAAAAUGUAAUUUCUGUUUUUACUCAAUUGCUAGGUGAUCAGGAUCAACGAGUUCGAUCGGCUGUUAGCACUGCUAUUACCAAAAUAAUUCCAUUAUUAUAUUAUCAACAACCACAAGAAGAUGCAGUGACGAGGAAAGCAUCACUGCACACAGAUCAGUAUUUAUCGACAGUAAUUUCCGAAUCUUUGGAAUUAUCAACAUGCUUCGUCGAGCAUAAACUCUUAAUGAAUAGCUUGAUCAAGCCUUUCGUAUCGCUAUGCGCGCCAAAAGAAAUGCAUUAUUCAGAAAAAAUCGAUGACACUCUAUCGCGAAUAGUGAAUUUUCUCAUCGAUCAACUCAAUCCAUUUCAAUCAAAACAUUUAACAUUUGGUAUUUUUGAAACUCUCAGUCUAUUAAGCGAGACAUAUUUCACAACAGUAUACUCAAGAGCUUGGGAUUGUAUUUUAUCAAAAAAUCCAUCAAAGAAGACACAUAAAAAAUCAUCAUCAUCAUCCUCAUCCUCUUCUUCUUCUUCUUCAGCAUUUUCAUCAAAUAAAUCGGAUCAUAAAGAAAUUAAUUUAUCCAAUGACAUGAUAAUAUCAAGUGGAAAUAGUUUAUUAUCACUAUCAAUAACAAUGUUAUCCUCAUUGCCAGUGAGUUUAGAUCUUGCACUUCAUAGAAAUAUAUUAUUACUCGCUGGUAAUUUAGCAUCAGGAAUGGCAGUAUCAAAUUUAAAACCCAUUGAUCCACUAAAUAAAAAUGAAACCGAUUCAUCAAAAUUAUGGGGAUUUUAUAAAGAUAAACAAAUGUAUCAACAUUUGGAAUUAUUGUUAAAUCAUGUAAUGAGACUUUUAAAUGUUUUUGUUCAUGUUAUCGAUGAUAUUCAAUUGUUGCAACCAAUUAGUAAAUCAGCACUUUCAUCAUUGCCAGGUGCACAAUCAUUGUCACCAAAAAAAAAACUCAUAAAUAUUGAUAAAUCAAAGGAGAAAAUUGACAAAUUUCCCAUAUUACGUUUAGGUAAAGAGCAAAUGGGUGUUUUUCACAAUAUCACACAUUAUAUGAAAUUAUAUGAAAUUCUGCGAACAGCACAUGGAAAUUAUAAUGUCACAUUAAUAUCCGAGGCUAGUGAAAUGUAUCUAUCAUUAUUAAAUGCAACAUUGCAGGUACUUUCACAACUUUUAGAAAUGGCAACACUCAUUGAAGCUGGUCGUAUUGCUGAGGAAAUUUUACAUUAUUUACAAACAACAAUGAUAUUAUCAUCGACAAAAUCAGUUCAAUGUGUACAACAAUUAUUAAAAUGUCUCUUUGGUACAAAUCUUUGUGCCCAAUGGAUUGAUUUAGAUAAAAAGAGAAAUAAUCAACAUUAUCGCGAUGAGGAUCGUGGUUUUUAUAAUCAAUGUUUUCAAAAACCAUCGCGACAACUUGCUGAAACAAUAAAAUUAAUUGGUAACAAUUGCCGAGGUGGUAAUGAACCAGAUACUGGUUUUAUUGGUCUAAUGCGUAGACGUAGUGAUCGUAAAAUUACAUCUGUAUUUAAAAAUUUAACAAAAUCAUUGGAUAAAAAAACAUCGGUUGCAUCAUAUAUUCGUUUAUUUGAACCAAUGGUUAUUAAAUCAUUGAAACAAUAUACAAUAACAAGUUCAAUACAAUUGCAAUGUCAAGUGUUAAUGCUUCUCAGUCAAUUGGUACAGCUUCAUAUAAACUAUUGUAUGUUGGAUUCGGAUCAAAUUUUCAUUGAUUUUGUUAUAAAACAAUUUGAAUUCAUUGAAGAGGGUCAAAUAAAGGAGACGGAAAUAUUGUUACCACGUAUUUUUGAAUUUUUGGUACGUCUCUCGUAUGAAAAAUAUCAUUCAAAAAAUAUUAUUGGUAUACCAAAAAUAAUUCAAUUGUGCGAUGGUUUAAUGGCAAGUGGACAAUUACCAUUGACACAUUGUAUACCAGCGCUUAUACCUGUUGUUGAGGAUAUAUUUCUCGCGCGUAAUUCAAGUACAAAUUUAACAGAACAGAAAGAAUUGGAAACAACAAGGGAAGUUUUAAUGUCAAUGCUAUUGAAAUUAGUUGAAUAUCGUGAAAUUAUUGAAUUGAUUAGUUUGUGUUUAAUUGAAUCUCGUUGUAAUAACGAUGGUAAUGGUGAGGAAAAAUGGAGACGUUGGUCAAGAUCAGUAAUGGAGACAUUGUUGCCAAUGUUGGCGUGUGGAAAAUUGAGAAUUGAAACAAAAGAAUCGCAUGCGGCAAUGGUGAAACUUUGUGCCGCUGUAUCGCCAACUGUAUUUCGUCCCGUUGAUCCAUUAUUAAAGGUAUUAUUGACAAAUCCACCAUUAUCUUGUGAUAAAUUAAUGAAAUUUGAACGAUGGCUUGGUAUGGUGAAUAUUAUUCUAUUGUGUUUAAUUUCCAAUGCCAAGGAGGAGGCAAUGUUGGCAAGAUUGUCGGAUUUAAGUCCAACGAUUAAUGAUUUAUCUGAUGUUGUUCUAUUGCCAGAGGCAAUGCAAAAAUCACGUGAUCCAUUAAAUGCACUUGGUACACAAUUAAUGGAAAUGCAACCCGAAAGAAUAUUGUCACGUUUUAUAUUUCGUGUUAUUAAAUUAAUUGGAGGGAAAUUGAGGGAUUUGAAAAUUUCCACAUUUAGAUGUAAUCAAAUGGUGAAUGAAUAUUUUGUUCAUCAAACGGCAUUAUUUUUGCAACUUUGUAUUCAUAUGUUUGAAUCGGGUAGUCAUUGUAAAGUUGCCAAUGCUACGAUGCAAAUGAUUGUGGGACGUAAUAUUUCAGAGGAUGAGAGAAUUUUUGUCAAUGAUUUAAAUAAAUUAAUGUUGGAUAUUGGUAAUUAUUGGCCAAUUUUGACAUGUCAGUGGGCUUAUUUAAUGACGCUAUUAAGUUAUAGUGAAAUGAAUUUUUGGUCUGAUGUUUUGGGAAUAAAAUCGAAGAGUUCGUUGAUGAUUAAUAGAAAUAUUGUUCAACGUGGUGGGACAAUAUUAUUUUGUGAUUAUGUUGGUGAAAAUUUAAAUGACGCUGAACCAUUAACAUGGCUAUUGGUGAAUCAUAUCGAGGAGACAAUUCAUUUGGCUAGUGAACCACCUGUUCGUGAACUUGUUGCAGUUGCAGUUCAUAGAAAUUCAUCAGCUAGUGGUUUACUAAUUCAGGCAAUAGCAACAAAAUGUUUAGAUCUUACGCGACCAUGUUUUGUUAAACGUUUAUUGAUGUGCAUUGAAGGUGCUCAUCAUUCACAAAGUGGUGCUGUGAUUAUUGCCCUUAUUCCACGUUUAUUGACAACAAAAUAUUUGGCACUCUCACGAAUUGCAGCCAAUAUAUUGAGUCGAAGAGUGGAAAUUUUAUUGACAUUAAAUUUAGACGAUGUUAUGGAACAAUUGCCUAAAAUUGAAUUUAUUAGAAUUAUGGAUAUUUUAAAAAAUGAAAAAUUAACAAAAAAAUAUAGUGGUCUUGUGAGUUUAUUAAAUAAACUUGGUGAUCAAUAUUAUGAUUUAUCACCAUUAUUAAUUGAUCAAUGUCGUACUUUAAAUCCAUUGAUUAUAAAAACAAUUGAAAUUGAUCGCAAUUGGUUUUUGUCACAGGUGAAAAUUCAUUGUUGUUAUUUAAAUAGCGGUUAUUGUGAAUCAGCGCAAUUAUUAAGUAAUCUCAACUAUGAGGAAUGUGUCAAUAUUUUUUCCACUAAGGAAUUUAAUAUUAAAAUUCUUAAGGAAUGUAUAAUAAUGGGUGUGAGAUUAACGGUGAAAUUAUGUCAGGAUAUGGAAUUUAAUGCUUUGGAGAAGAAUUUUGAUUUUAAAGAAAGUCCACUUUACUUGGCUAGUAAACAAUGUUUAUUGGAGAAUGUGAAAAAUCUAAAUGAUUUAAUUCCGAGACCUUAUUUUAUUUUUAAUCCACAAGAACAAGAUUCAAUGAAAUAUAUUGGUAAAUUUAAUGAAUUAAUGGAGGAUAAAUUUUAUCGACAUGUACUUUUUUCUGUUAUUCCAGGAAUAGUUAUUUAUCUUGAAACUUUAUCGAAAUUAGUGAAAUUUAAUUUAGCAUUUAUUGAUGAUAAAUAUGAGGAUGAUUUGUGUAAAUUUGCCACAUUAUGUUUGGAGACGUGUCAUUGGAUUAUUGAAAAUCAUGAAAGUGGAAAGAAAAAAUUGAAACCAUCGGAAAUUGUUAUGUGUUUAAAUUGUGCAAAGGAGAUAAUGAAAAAUUCCAAUUUGAGUAAAAUUAUGAAUAAAGAUGUACAUUGUCAGAGAAUUUGUUCAAUGACAAUAGCGUUGAUGAGAAUUGUUGAACAUUUUUAUAAAUCAAAAAAUAUGUUACCAAUUAUUGAUAAAUGUGGAUUGGAACCGGCUCUUGAUAAUGAGGAAACAAAAAAUUUUGCCCAAGCAUGUUUACGUAUGGCUACAUUGGUAGCUUGGUUGGAGAAAUGUAAAUUAAAAGACUGCUCGCAAAUCAUUCCUGAUUUUUUAUUGGAACCCAUUGAAAGUCUCAUUAUUAGUAUUAGUCGAUUAUCGUUAGUGAAUUCUUUUGUAUUAACGCCGCCGUUAGUUUGGAAAAAUGGAUGGCAAAUGACGGGAACUGGUUUAACAAAAUGUGAAUUUCCAUUAUUAUCAUCUGAAUCGGAUUUAUUUCAUGAAAUUGAUAUUCUUGAACAAUUUAUAUUUCGUGUGACACUAUUGGGUUGGUCAUCGCGAUUACAAUUCGAAGAAAUUUGGAUGGCAUUUUUGAGUGUUGUGAAUAUUUUACAAAAUGAUGAUAUUCCACAGGAGGAUUUAAUUGAAUUAUGUCAAGUGACAAGUUUAGCGGUACAAGGAAUCACGAGAUUAUUAAUGCAAACAUUAUUAUUACCAUGUCCGGGUAAUCCGGGUAAUAGCCGUCCCAUUCAUCAUUCACGUGAUCCACAAUUGGCACUUUAUAAAAUAAGUUCACAAAAAUUAUUUUUCGUACAGGAUUUACUUUGUUGGAAAUAUGAAUGUAUGAAUGAUUUUAAAAAUACUCGCUUUGGUCUUUCUUUGGAUAAUAUAUUUUGUCGUGGAAAUAUUGAACGUGUGACAAAUAUGGAUAAUUCCAUUGGUUACAGUCAAUUAUCGGUGGCUUAUUUAUGGUCAUUGUGCUAUUUGCAUGAGGAUAAAUUGAGUACAUCGGUUCUUUUAUUGAAAAAUCGUCGAAAUGAUGCAUUAGUUUCGUCCUCACUUGAUAUUGAUUCGUGUUUGAGAUUUCUAUUGGAAUUAUAUACAUCGUGGAUAAGUCCACAAGUGAAAAUUCCAUUACGUCUUCUCAAGGAAGUUGUUCAAUCGAUACUUGCAAUUUCGGAAUUAUUUGUUGAACGAGGGCAAUAUAAAUGGAUGUUGGAUUCAUGUUUUGAAUUGUUGAAGAAGCAUCCAAUUGAAGAUGAAAUAUUACAUCAAUAUCUAGUCAUCGCUGUCUGUAAGGCCGCUGCUGUUUUGACGCCUUUGGAUAUGGAAAUCUUAGAAAGGAUAAAGCGCUUAUUAGAUGGAAGUCUGAAGUCUGGAUUCUUACCUGCGAGAAUAUCAGCAUUGCAUGGAAUGUUAUAUCUCUUGCAAAGUGCUGUAUUGGCAAAUUGUGAGGAUACAAAGAGUAUUGUACAUCCAUUGGCAAUAGAAUAUAUUCAAAAACAUAUUGACGUUCAAGAAUCUGAAAGAGUUCCACUUCAAAGUGAAGCGCAUCAAGGAAUAAUGUGGGCCCUUGUCUUCUUUCUAUUGGAACACGCUGAUGAUACACCAGCGGAUUCAGAAGCACCAGCAGUCUUAGAACUUGUCCUCACUCUAGUCACAACUCAGAAUAUUUCAACCACACUUCAUCAAACCUUGCUAAAGGGCUUGGAAAGGUUGGUUGCAACAAGAAGUGUAGUUGGUAAAGUUACGGAGCAAAUUGUCAAAAUUGCUAUCGAUCGUUUGAAACAAAGUAAUGCACUAGUUGCCCUGCCAGCGUUGCAGUUACUGUUGACGUGCAUGUAUACAGAAGCGGCUGAUAGGUUUAAUCAGCCUGAUAUUGAAGAGCCUUUACCUGAUCAAGAGCCGGAAGCUUUAGUUAGAUCGAUUGAAAGAACAUCAGCAAUAUUUGAUAAGGUUAAAAAGGGAUAUCCUAUGGAAGUUGAAAUUCUUUGUACAGUACUUUCCGGCGUUUUAAGCGAUUUCUUCCCACCAUCGGAAAUCUUAACUAAAGUUAUAGGAGAGUUUCUAUCGCCACAACAACCACAUCAGAGAUUAAUGUCUGCUGUGGUAUUUAAGGUUUGCGAGAGAGCGUGUAAUAGCGCUCAAUUAAGUUUACUUCAAGACUGGGUAGUUUUCAGUUUACCGAAUUUUAUACAAAGUUUGCCAGUUGUAAUAUCGACUUGGUGUUUAUCCUGUUUUUUCAUUAGCACCUCAACAAAUCCAUGGCUGAGGGCUCUAUUUCCACACGUUCAAUCUAGGAUAGGCAAAUAUGAGUAUGAAGAUAAAAAACUUCUUUGCAUUGCUGCAUCAGAUUUCUAUUCCAAGUUAACUAGUGAAACUCAAAAGAAGACUUUUGUGGAAACAUUUGAGGCUGCAGCAAAGGAACCUGGAAAUCCGUUUGUUGAUAUUUUAGCAUCCCUAUGAAUCAUAUAUAAGAAUAAUAAUUUAUUCUACCUCCUGUAUAAAUUUGAUGAGAAAAAUGUAACUACUGAGUUUAUAAAUAUGGUGCUUCUAUUUCCAGUUAAGUAUUUCCGAGAGUGUAUAUUUAUAUGUAUUGUAUAUAUAAAAUUGAAGAAUUUAUGUAUAGAAAACUUUAUUGUCUAUAUAACUCUCUCUAAAAUUUGAAUUAGUAAAAAUUUUAACUAAAUAUCAGUAACUGAAUUUUUUUCUAUAUCUGAAUUAGUUGUAUUUUACAAAUGCGUUAGUGAAUAAUUUUUUUUUUAUAAUGAUUUUAACUAAUAUAUGUAUAUUAUAUUUAUAGUAAAAAUUCAGUUACUAAUUCAAAUUAGUUUUUAAAAUUUUUAUCAUAAUUCAGAAUUAGAGAGUAAAAAUGAAAGCAGAGAAUGUUUCUAAAUAAAUAUUUUUUCGGAGUGAUUCUA
Leptopilina boulardi is the source of this 9251-nucleotide messenger RNA. RefSeq names its product huntingtin (gene htt). The record is from RefSeq and is a predicted model, not a curated record. Lineage: Eukaryota; Metazoa; Arthropoda; Insecta; Hymenoptera; Figitidae. The coding region runs from base 148 to 8796 and encodes 2882 amino acids. Gene Ontology annotation, cellular component: nucleus; cytoplasm. The transcript is spliced from 14 exons.